This is a messenger RNA of Rhodofomes roseus, 3212 nucleotides long. Its product is annotated as alpha/beta-hydrolase. Gene Ontology annotation, molecular function: hydrolase activity. The coding region runs from base 135 to 3023 and encodes 962 amino acids. Lineage: Eukaryota; Fungi; Basidiomycota; Agaricomycetes; Polyporales; Fomitopsidaceae. The record is from RefSeq and is a predicted model, not a curated record. The transcript has 19 exons.
CGCGACUGGGGGCACUUGGGGGCACCGCGGGCGCGCCUUCUGCACGCUGCGCUCCCCCGACCCCCACUUGCUUGGCUCCAACCCCCGCUGGGUACCCUUCUCAUCCUCGGCGCCGCUACUCGCACCGCCUAACCAUGGGCGUGAACACAUUCUCCGCUGCCGCACAUAUAGCACCGGUUGCCAUCAAGACACUAGUCAAACAUGGCCGCAGGAAAGCCCAUAAACACAAGGACGGUGAAGCCAUAGAUGAAGCCACAGAUGACAUAUUCUUUGACGAGGGCUUUCACAUUGUCAAGGCCUUCAUAGAACUGGGUACACACAACGCUGUGGAGUCCCUGCAGGCCUUCACCAAUACGCACGUCCCCGCGCCACCCUGGGCUGCUGUUGCACCUGUUCAAAUACCACUCACUUCGUGCAACAAGGCAGCGGAUGUCCUCAUUGAUUGGUUCGGUCCUGAUGAUCUCAAGCGCGUCGUCGGCGGCGAGCGUUGGUGGCAAGUCAGAGGGCUCGACGGCAUCGACUCUGAAUGGAUCACCGAACACAAGUACCUCAGCAACGAUGAUUUGUCCACUAAUGAACAACUGUCGGAGACGGAGAAAUAUAUUCCGCGCAUGGAACAUCUCGAGAGUGUCAUGUUGUACGUACAUGGAGGUGCAUACUUCUGGGGAUCUGUCAACACACAUCGCUAUCAGAUCAUUCGCUAUGCUCGCAAAUUCAAGGGCCGAGCGUUCGCAGUGAACUAUCGGAAGGCGCCUCAGUAUCCAUGGCCAUGUCCCCUGCAUGACGUUCUCGCAGCCUACUUCUAUUUGACGGAUCCACCACCGGGCGCUCUGCACAAACCCGUCCAUCCGUCCAAAAUUGUGUUCGCAGGAGACUCUGCUGGCGGAGGGUUAUGCCUCACCGCUCUCACCGUUCUUCGGGACAUGGGAAUAACACAGCCGGCAGGUGCUGUCCUCAUCAGUCCGUGGAUUGACAUGACGCACAGCUUUCCCAGCGUUAUGCAGAGCACUGCAACAGACAUCAUCCCACCUUAUGGCUUCAUUCAUAAGCCGUCUCCAGCAUGGCCUAUACACUCAUUACCUGACGAGAACGGACGCGCUCGCGUCAUUCCCACUCAGACUAACGCCCCUCCACGACCUGGGCACGCGGAUACUUUGCAGCCCAGCAGAAGUCGGGUGGCUUCUCAAGCCGAUAAAAUCGCGGAGCAAGCCGCCGUGGAGUGUAAGCAGGUGCAGAGCAAGGACCUGAAAGACGACCAUGUCGGAAGCCAAGAAGAGAUGUUGAGGAAAGCUGAGGGAACACCGCCUGAGCCUAGUUCACCGGCUAAAGCUGACAGCCAAAGCGUCAAGCCUGAGUCACCCUUUGGGGCGCCAUCGAACGGCGUCAUGGAACCCAUCGUGGAUGAAGACGUGAACUCAGCUGCCGAAGACAAGGCUCCGAAGGGAGAAGGGAACAAGGAUCCUGAGGCGACUUCUCAGACAGAACGGGCCAAUGAUGGUCAAGACGAGUCUGGCCCCGAAUAUGAUGACUUCUGGGAGCCUAAGCCGCCAAAGGUACUCAUGGAUGACCCACAUGCAAGACCGCUAGAGCUCCGUUCCCAGAUCCAGCUCUAUGCUACGAACGAACAGCUUACACACCCGUUGGUGUCGCCCGUCCUGCAAGGCUCGCUCGGUAAUUUGUGCCCAUUGUACAUCAUUUGCGGCGAUGGAGAGGUCCUGAGGGAUGAGAUCAUAUACAUGGCACACAAAGCCGCGCAUCCGGAGGAAUACCCUGCCAGGGACGGGGUCCUCGGGGAAGGACGACGUCAGAAGGAGAAUGCAGAGCGGUUCAAGACACCGACGAAGGUCCACUUGCAAGUCUACGACGGCAUGUGUCACGUCUUGACUGUGUUCACGUUCAUACGAUGCGCCAAAUACGCGUAUAGCUCUAUCGCACAAUUCGUUCGGCAUGUCACGAAGCAGCCUCCAGAGCAUCUAGCACGAAACCCAUUCCCUGAAUUCCAUAUCCCCCCUGAGGAUCUCGACGAGUCCGAAGAUGAUAUGGAUCCACCGGAACGCCCGCCAGCCCAGCACGCUGUCAACGAUGGCGAGAAGGUUCUCAGGGGGAAGAGUCCCGUCGACGUGCCUUCUGGCCAAGAUGACUUCAGGAGCAACGAAAAGAGGGCGAAGGAGGAGGUCAAGGAGGGUGCAGCUGAGCAAUUACCGGCUGGCACGGAGAGUGAAUCGGUGAAGCAGAAUGGGUCAGAGGAGGACAUCCCCCGCGUCAGUAUGCUGAGAGAACGAGUCGAUAUAUUCGGCAAAGUAAGGCCCAUGGAGCCAAAGGAGGACAUCCCUGCCUUACAACUGAAGCCGCGGUCCAUCGGCAUCAUCAAGGAGGCUCCGGUGAAGAGGUGGCUUACGGGACAGGAAAUGUGGGACAAGAAGUAUAGACACAAGGCCGAGAAGGUAAUCAAGCGGAGACGCAAGUACGAGCAGAAAGCGGCGCGACUUCUUCGACAUGCGCAUGAGCAAGGGGUCAUACACGAUUCCCUCACGCGACCCAGCGCCGACCAUCGAAGUCACAGCCAUUUCUCGCUUGCGUCUGGUGCUUCUGGCACCAUUGUGUCAGAUCGUCGCUGGGGUCCCUUGGAUUUGCAGAACGAGACGCCUGCCCCCAGCGCCAUCGCAGGACGGCGCGAUACGGCUGAAGCAGUUGCUCUUCUCAAGAAGAACGUCUACCACACAGCGCCGGCCACGCAUAAGAUGGUCCCCAAGCUCAAGACAUCCGAUGUUGUCCGAGGGGCCUUCGAGAAGCAUGACUAUCCUCGCGAUCCGCCACCACAAUCCGCGUCUGAACAGCAGGUCUACCCGCCGAGCUCUCCGAUGCAUGGCCUGCGCAUUUGGCAAUCACUUGUGACUUAUUUCAUGCGAAAGAGUACUGAGAAGGCGGCUGCGAAGGCGGCUGAUGGUAAAAAGCAUGCGGCUUCAGCCAUCAAUGGCGCAGGAAAAACCCUUCAACUCAAGUCAUCGCAGUCCCAUCGUUGAUAGGAUUCUCCCAAUGUUUCCCUCAUCAUUGGACUUACACCACAGGCUACAUCACCAUUUCACUAAGUACUACGAUCACGGACUGGACAAUGCCAUCCUCUCAUUUUGUCCUCAUACCUCGUACUUGCCCAGUAUGUUAUGUUGUACUCCCCGGUAUUCUCAUCGAUAUGGCUGUCCUGGAAAGCGAAC